AGAGGGAGCCACCAGGCGGUCCUCCAAACCUGUCUCACCAACUCGCAUCUAGAAGGAAAUUAGGGUGAGUUUGUGUGUGUGUGGGAGAGUGAGAGUCAAAACGCUAUAAAACUGCGUCAAAAGUGCUCUUCAAGAGGCCGGCUUCAAUGUUCCUUCCACCCACCCACUCCUUUUAAUUCCCCAUUUACAAAUGGGAAGGUCUCCCUGCUGUGAGAAAGCUCACACUAACAAAGGUGCAUGGACCAAGGAAGAAGACGACCGUCUCAUCGCUUACAUCCGAUCCCACGGUGAAGGUUGUUGGCGUUCCCUCCCAAAAGCCGCUGGCCUCCUCCGCUGCGGCAAAAGUUGCAGGCUUCGCUGGAUCAACUACUUAAGACCCGACCUCAAACGCGGCAAUUUUACCGAAGAAGAAGAUGAACUCAUUAUCAAGCUCCAUAGCCUUCUCGGAAACAAGUGGUCUUUAAUAGCUGGGAGAUUACCCGGAAGAACAGAUAAUGAGAUAAAGAAUUACUGGAACACGCAUAUUAGAAGGAAACUGUUGAACAGAGGGAUCGAUCCAGCAACUCACCGCCCACUCAAUGACUCGGUUGUUCAUCAGGACGUGUCAUCAACAAUAUCUUUCAAUGGUGUUAAGCAAGAGAAAACUGACAUCAUUAAUAGUAAUCCCAGCAAAGAAGAACGAUGCCCAGACUUGAAUUUGGACCUGGGAAUCAGCCUGCAGCCUGCAGAUUCAUUCAAAACUGGAGCCAAAACCCUUUGCUUCUUUUGUAGUUUGGGGGUGAAAAACAGCAAAGAAUGCACUUGCACCAUUGAUGCUGCUUCUGCUAGCAGCAGUGGCAACAACAACAGCAGCAACAGUGGCUAUGAUUUCUUGGGCUUGAAAACCGGUUUCUUGGAUUUCAGAAGUUUGGAAAUGAAAUGAGUCAAAGGAAAACUGGAUUUUAUUUUAUCUUUUACUAUUUUAACCUUGUAGCUUGAGGAUAAAUGGAGAGAUUUUAUUUAGUUCUGAAUAUCACUU
Messenger RNA from Hibiscus syriacus, 1018 nucleotides. Its product is annotated as myb-related protein 308-like. Lineage: Eukaryota; Viridiplantae; Streptophyta; Magnoliopsida; Malvales; Malvaceae. Bases 191 to 922 code for a protein of 243 amino acids. The transcript is spliced from 2 exons. The record is from RefSeq and is a predicted model, not a curated record.